UGCUUGAUUUUGUAGCGCCACCAUGAGAAGACGACAAAUUAACACCGACAAUGACAAAUUGUCCGGUUUACCACAUUCGACAACCGGUUCAUUAAGCUCAAUCAUCACGACGUCCAUAGCAUCCUCAGAACCUGAUCCUGGAGCGGGCGGCGGCGGUGGUGGUGGCAAUGGUGGUCCCGGCAGCCUCGGUCAUGAUGGCCAAAGUAGUGUGGAUGAGAAAAUGGCCCUCAAUCGACCGGGAAUUAAACAGGAAAAAUGGACAACGAUUUUAAUACAGGUUUCAAUACCAUUCUUUUUGGCUGGUAUUGGUACAAUUGGAGCUGGUAUUAUAUUGGGCAGAGUAGAGAAAUGGCGCGUUUUCAAAUCGGUUAGUGAACUCUUCAUUUUGGUGCCCGCUCUCUUGGGUCUCAAAGGCAAUUUGGACAUGUGUCUGGCGUCACGCCUCUCAACUCAGGUGAAUUUAGGCAAUAUGACAUCGCGCAAGGAGAUCAUCCGGAUGAUUGUUGGCAACAUUGCAUUGGUGCAGGUGCAGGCCACUGUUGCAUCAUUUCUCGUUGCCAUGUUUGCGAUCGCUGUCGGUGCUGCCAUGGAUGGUAAUUUCCAAUUUGAACAUGUUAUGCUGCUGAUAGCAUCGGGCAUGUUUACGGCAACAUCAUCGUGUUUUGUAUUAGACUUUGUAUUAGUGGCUGUGAUAUUAUUAUCUCAAAAGUAUAAAUUGAAUCCGGAUAAUUUGGCGACACCGUUGGCGGCAUCCAUUGGGGAUGUUGUGUCGAUUAGUUUGUUAUCAUUUAUUGCAUCGUUGCUAUUCGAUCACAUAAAAACCCAUUUAUGGAUAACCUUUGUUGUGAUCGCUUGCUAUUUGAUUUUACUGCCAAUGUGGGUGACCGUUGUGCUUAAAAAUAAAUAUACUCGCCCAGUGCUCAAGAGUGGUUGGGUACCGGUAUUAUCGGCUUUAUGUAUUAGUGGUUUGGGUGGUCUUGUUUUAGAUGCUGCUGUUGAUGUAUUUAACGGUUUCGUGGUAUUCCAACCCAUUAUUAAUGGUAUUGGUGGUAAUCUGGUUUCAGUACAGGCUAGUAAAAUAUCAACCAUGUUACAUCAAAGUUCAAUUAUUGGUAUUAUACCGCCACAUACGAAAGUCUUUGAAUGGCCCUGGAAGGCACUAUUCAAAGGAGUACCCUAUGCUAAGACAGCUCGUUUGUUGAUCAUGAUGUCAAUUCCCGGUAACAUUGUCUUCAUAUUUGCCGCAGAUUACAUUCACAUGUCACAGUCGACAGUUACCGUCUACUUUGCCCUAUCAUAUGUGGUGGCAAGUUUAAUACAGGUUAUGCUCUUAAUGUACAUUGCCCACAUUAUUGUCCACGCGAUGUGGAAAUGGAAAAUCGAUCCCGAUAAUUCUUCAAUUCCCUAUUUGACCGCCUUGGGUGAUUUGCUGGGUUCAAGUUUAUUGGCCUUGGCAUUCCUUUUCCUGCUUUCAAUCAACAAAGAAUAUGGUGCCGGUUAUGAUGUACUGAAUGCCUCAAAUUAG
Messenger RNA from Musca vetustissima, 1525 nucleotides. RefSeq names its product solute carrier family 41 member 2. Bases 23 to 1525 code for a protein of 500 amino acids. The transcript is spliced from 7 exons. The record is from RefSeq and is a predicted model, not a curated record. Gene Ontology annotation, molecular function: monoatomic cation transmembrane transporter activity. Lineage: Eukaryota; Metazoa; Arthropoda; Insecta; Diptera; Muscidae. Gene Ontology annotation, biological process: monoatomic cation transport. Gene Ontology annotation, cellular component: plasma membrane.